UCUUCCCAGCCUGAUAACAAAGUUCAACAUGUUCAAUCAGACGGACUGAGGAGGUAUAAAGGAGAUGAGCAGAGCCGUCAGAGCGUUUUUGUGUCUGCAGGCUGACACCAUGAUUCAGGCUCUGCUCCUCCUGCUGCUGCAGCUUGCAUACGUUUUCGGGUGUGGCACACCUGCUGUAAAGCCGGACACCAGCAGGGUGGUGAACGGAGAGGAUGCUCGCCCCCACAGCUGGCCCUGGCAGAUCUCCCUGCAGGUGAAGCACGGCAGCCGUUACCAUCACACCUGUGGAGGGACUCUGAUCGGACCCCGCUGGGUGCUGACGGCUGGACACUGCAUCUGGCCUGGAGACGUGUACCGUGUGGUCCUGGGAGAGCACAGCAUGAGUCUGCAGGAGGGCACCGAGCAGAUCAGAGAUGUUCUGCGUAUCAUCGUGCAUCCACAGUGGGACAUCGACUUUGUGUCUGACGGAAAUGAUAUGGCUCUGCUGAAGCUGGAUAAAAGCCCCAUCAUGGCCGACAGCGUCGGUGUAGCUUGUCUGCCUCAGGCCGGAGAGAUCCCUGCUCACGGAGCAUCGUGCUACAUCUCCGGCUGGGGAAACCUUUACUCUCAUGGUCCCAUGCCUGAUAAGCUGCAGCAGGCCCUGCUUCCUGUGGUGGAGUACAGCGUGUGCAGCCGCAGCGACUGGUGGGGCAUCAACGUCAAACCCAGCAUGAUCUGUGCAGGAGGAGACAUCGUGGCUGGAUGCAACGGAGACUCCGGCGGUCCACUCAACUGUCUGGGUCAGGAUGGCAGGUGGUACGUUCAGGGCGUCACCAGCUUCGUCUCCUCUCGUACCUGCAAUGAAGUGAAGAAGCCGACCGUGUUCACCCGCAUCUCCGCCUUCACAGACUGGCUCAGUGAGGUAAUGCUGAAAUACUGAGAGUCUACUCCAAAUCAACUCAUCAACUCUGGAAUAUAAUGACACCCAAAGUUUCUCUGUUAGUUUUUUUCAGUUUCAUGUUAAACACCGAUCAAAAAUGUAAUUAUGAUCUUUAAUGUAAGAAUCUAAGUAAAAGAAAGAAUCAUGGUAUUACAAUCAUUGUCCCACAGUAAAAUGAA
Labrus mixtus (cuckoo wrasse) is the source of this 1098-nucleotide messenger RNA. Its product is annotated as chymotrypsin-like elastase family member 3B. The coding region runs from base 65 to 919 and encodes 284 amino acids. The transcript has 8 exons. Gene Ontology annotation, molecular function: serine-type endopeptidase activity. Gene Ontology annotation, biological process: proteolysis. The record is from RefSeq and is a predicted model, not a curated record. Lineage: Eukaryota; Metazoa; Chordata; Actinopteri; Labriformes; Labridae.